UCAAUUUCUUACGCAUGGACAGAGAGAGUUUUGAUCAACUGCUGGGCAGAGUGUCACCGAUGAUAACCAAAGCUGAUACACCCAUGCGUGAUUCUAUACCCCCUGGAGAAAAACUCGCCAUCACACUUCGAUAUUUGGCCACAGGUGACAGUUACAAGUCUCUAGAAUUCUUGUAUCGGGUACCAAAGAACACAAUUUGCAAUUUCGUCCCUCAAGUGUGUGUGGCAAUUUAUGAAACUCUCAAGAAGGACUUUCUGAAGGUGCCACAGUCAGAAGAAGAAUGGCUGCAAGUCGCAGAGGGAUUUGAGGAGAAGUGGCAGUUUCCACACUGUAUUGGUGCUUUGGAUGGAAAGCAUAUAUCUAUAAAAUCACCUGCCAAAUCAGGAUCACUCUACUACAACUAUAAAAACUUUUUUUAGCAUUGUACUCCUAGCUCUUGUUGAUUCUAACUACAGAUUUGUGUAUGUAGAUGUUGGUGCAAAUGGUAGGUCAUGUGAUGCAGGUAUAUUUGCCAAUUCAUCACUGUAUCAGGCACUGAACAGUAACUCCUUGAAAAUUCCAGGUCCAAAGCCAUUGCCUGGAAGAUGUCUUGAUACUCCCUAUGUGAUUGUUGGGGACGAUGCCUUUCCACUAAAAGAUAACAUCAUGAAGCCAUAUCCCCACCGGGACUUAGUUAUGGAAAGGAAAGUAUUCAAUUACAGACUUUCCAGAGCCAGACGUGUAUCAGAAAAUGCUUUUGGUAUACUGACCAACCGCUUUGGAGUAUUUCAAAGGAGCUUAUCAUUAACACCUGAGACAUGUACAAAGGUUGUUCUUGCAUGUAUUGCUCUACACAACUUUCUGUGUACAACAAAAGACAAAAAAUACACAGAAACAGAAGUUUUUCCACUGGAUAAUGGAAGCAGGCCCCAAUCACUACUUCAACAGGGUGGCAACAGGAGUGCCGAUAAUGCAAGGCAGAUUAGGGAAGAAUUUGCAGAUUAUUUCUGUUCUAAUGGCCAAGUUGAUUGGCAGUGGGAUCACAUUGUCUGAUUCUAUGUAUGAAGUCAAAUGAAGUGUUCAUAUGGAACAAGCUAUUUUCAGCCAUACCUGCAGCUAUUUUCCAAUUCCAAUACAGUAAAAUGGCACUUAUUAUUGUAUUAUUCAUGUUCAGCUUAUGUCAAUGCCGACCGUAAGUUGUUUUAUGUAAUUAAUAAAAUUUUGCAAUAUAUAUCUAUCCAUACCAAUGGAUGUACAAGGUUUAUUAAAAGUUUACAUUCUCACAAU
Molecule: messenger RNA, 1266 nt
Organism: Haliotis rubra (blacklip abalone)
Lineage: Eukaryota; Metazoa; Mollusca; Gastropoda; Lepetellida; Haliotidae
Exons: 3
Coding region: 15-419 (134 amino acids)
Source: RefSeq, a predicted model, not a curated record